Acanthamoeba castellanii str. Neff is the source of this 2652-nucleotide messenger RNA. Its product is annotated as amidohydrolase domain containing protein. Lineage: Eukaryota; Discosea; Longamoebia; Acanthamoebidae. The coding region runs from base 1 to 2652 and encodes 883 amino acids. Gene Ontology annotation, molecular function: hydrolase activity, acting on carbon-nitrogen (but not peptide) bonds. The record is from RefSeq and is a predicted model, not a curated record. The transcript is spliced from 23 exons.
AUGUCGAAUUGGUUCGGAUCGUACGACGAAAUCGGAGGCUCGGGUUCCGUCUCUCCCGUCCCCUGGUGGAAGCGCCCCCGCGUGUGGGCGGUGGUCGCGGUGGCCGUGGCAGUGCUGGCGGUGAUUGCCGGCGCUGCGGGCCUGGGCUCCUUCCUGGGCUCCAGCGACGAUGACGGCCCCUCGUCGCCCUUCCUGGGCUGCCCGCCCUCCCGAUUGCAGUACAGCCCGUUCUACGCGGGCGCACACAACUCGCCGCAGCUUCUCGCCGAGCUGAGCACGCCCAAGAAGGCCGAGCGCCAGCGCACGUUCAUCGCCAACGGCACUGUGUGGACGAUGAGCUCCUCCACGCGAGACCCGCUCGUACCCACCCCUACGGCCGGUGACGUCAGCCGCCACCCUAACACUAGUGUGGGCGUGGACGUCAUCGUCGAGAACGGCGUGAUCCACCAGAUCGGGCGCAACCUGGACAGGGCCGGCGCCACGCUGAUCAUCGACGCCCAGGGCCGCCACGUCACCCCCGGCCUCGUCGACAUGCACUCCCACCUCGGCGUGUAUUCGUUCCCGGAGGACGCGCAUGCCACGCAGGACGGGAAUGAGAUGACGGGACCCACGCUUCCCCAGCUGCGCGCCCUCGACGCCCUCGACCCGGAGGACCCGGCCAUUCCGCUCAUUCUCGGCGGUGGUGUCACCACGGCCCUCGUCUUGCCCGGAAGCGCGAAUGUGAUGGGCGGCGAGGCGGCCUAUGUCAAGCUCAAGUCCAGCAAGAACGUGCACGACAUGCUGAUCCCGGGGGCGCCUCGCGCGUUGAAGAUGGCGUGCGGCGAGAAUCCCAAGCGCGUGUACGGCGGCCAGGGUCGCAUUCCCUCGAGCCGCAUGGGCAUCGGCCUCGUGCUCCGCCAAAAGCUCAUCCAAGCCGCCCAAUUGAGGCAGUCGCAGGAGCAGUGGGACUGUAUGUCGGAGGCCCAGCGGGCGGUGACGCCGCGGCCCUUCGACCUCGACCUGGAGCCGCUCGUGGCCCUCCUCCGCGGCGACAUCAACCUCAACGUCCACUGCUACGAGACCCAGGACAUUGCGACGAUGAUGGAGGGCUACGACGGCAGCGUGCACGGCCCGCGCGUGCUGCACGAGGCCGGGGUCAACGUGGUGCUCAAGUCCGACCACCCGGUCAUCUUCGGGCGGUGGCUCAUGUACGAGGCCGCACGCGCCCACUACUACGGCCUCGACGCCUGGACCGCCAUCGCCUCCGUCACCCGCAAUCCGGCCAAUUCGAUCGGACUGGGGCACCGCGUGGGGACCAUUGAGGACGGCAAGGACGGCGAUCUCGUCAUUUGGGACCGGCAUCCGCUGCAGGUGGACGCGCAGGCCUUCAAGGUGCUCAUCGAGGGCCACCUGGCGGCCGACAACAGCGCCUUCGCCUCGGCCGUCGUCCCGCCGCCGCCCGCCGGCAACGCCACCCUCCAGCCCACCGGCCCCUCCGCCUGCCAAAACGUGUCGUCGUCGAGCUAUGCGAUCACGGACGUCACUGUGUACACGAUGGACGCCGCCAAUCGGGUGAUCGCCGGCGGCAACGUCGUGGUCCAGGACGGCGUCGUCCAGUGCGUCGGCACCGCGGCCGAGUGCCCCGUGCCCGCGGGCGGCGCCGUCGACGUCUACAGCCUGCCCGGCGGCCAGGUGAUGCCGGGCCUGGUGAACGUGGGCACGUCGCUGGCCCUGUACGAGGUCGACUCCGAGAGCGGCUCGGCCGACGGCGCCAUCUUCCCCUCCUUCUCCCAGCACGUCCGCGCCGCGGAUGGGGUGCGAUUGAACAUGUACCACAAGAAGCACCUGCGGGCGGCGUGGGCGGGCGGCGUGACGACCCUCAUCACGCCCCCCUGGGGGCCGGGCCUCGUGCUGGGCCUGUCGGCCGCCUUCUCUACCACCCCCGCCGCCGUCACCAUCGACGACGCGCUCAUCGGGACCAAUGGAGGAUCGGCGGCGCUGCACCUGUCGCUGGGCGACGCGACCAAGGGAGGCGGCGACACUUCGUCGAUCUCGGGCCAGGUGUCUCAGUUGAGGGCGAUCUUCGCAAGCGCCCAGCAGGCCAACGUCAACUCCACCGAUCCCUUCGCCCGCGCUCUUCGCGGAGAGCUGGUGGUGGUGAUCGCCGCCACGCAGGCCGACGACAUGGCCAGCGCAGUUCGCCUGAAGCAGGAGUUUGGCUUUGAUCUGGUGAUCCUGGGCGGCGUUGAGGCCGAGCUGAUCGCGGCCCAGCUGGCGUCGGCCAACGUGUCCGUGGUGCUCAACCCCGCACGCAGCCCGCCCAACACCUUCUCCACCUGGCACGCCAUGCGAAAGACCGCCGCGUACCUGAACUCGCAGGGCGUGCGCGUGGGUCUCGCCGUGUCCGACCCCGGAAAUGUGCGCAACCUGCGUUGGGAGGCGGGAGCGUCGCUCACGGACGAGGUGACGCCGGCGUUCGACAAGGUGGCGGCGAUCGCGAGCGUGACGACCAACAUCGCCCGCAUGUUCCGCCUCGAGGCGGGCGUGGGCUCCAUCACCGCCAACGGGCCGGCCAACCUGGUGGCCUUCACCGGCGAGCCCCUCUCCUUCGCCGGCCGCAUCGCACUCGUCGCCGCCGGCUCGCUCGUCGAAUGCUCGCCCGACCAGUUCUGA